Molecule: messenger RNA, 2154 nt
Organism: Aspergillus mulundensis
Lineage: Eukaryota; Fungi; Ascomycota; Eurotiomycetes; Eurotiales; Aspergillaceae
Product: Zn(II)2Cys6 transcription factor
Exons: 3
Coding region: 1-2154 (717 amino acids)
Biological process (GO): positive regulation of transcription by RNA polymerase II
Cellular component (GO): nucleus
Molecular function (GO): DNA-binding transcription factor activity, RNA polymerase II-specific; transcription cis-regulatory region binding; zinc ion binding
Source: RefSeq, a predicted model, not a curated record
AUGUCAGCUCUUCCAAGGGUUGCCGGACGGGAUACGCGCUCGAAGCCCCAACAUUCGUUGCGAACAGGGGAUCAAACAACCAGGGACCAGACAUCGGCUAUCAGGGACCCCGCAAAUAUGGUCACGAAGACAUACAAGCGAUCGCGAAACGGUUGCUAUACCUGCCGUCUACGGAGGAAGAAAUGCGACGAAACCCACCCAAGUUGCGUCGCGUGCACUAGUCACGGUGUUAGCUGUGAAUACCGAAAGCCGAGUUGGUGGAUCAGUACCCAGGCGCGGACGCUACAGAAGGACAGGAUUAAACAGAAGGUUAGGGAGAAUAAAAAGACGCAAAGUGAGGUGGCGCUUCAGGAAUACAUGGAACAUGCGCUUCCAUCGGCGAGACCUCGCGAAGUUCCAGCCAGCAAGCCUCAAACGCCUCCCAUGGAGCCAACGGUAUGCGCCAUAUACGAUCCCUCUACAACCUACUUACCAACGCCAACAACUGCCGCGCUUAUGCCUACAUCGUUUGGCUUCGAUGCUGGAAUUGGAAGCAGCGCCUACAUCCCGGAUACCGCAUUUGUUCCAGAUACAACAACCCUGCAAGACCCGAGUGUGUUUUGGUUUGAUCCGACGGCAACUCCACUGAUUCCUACCCCAACAUCGCUUUCAGAGCUAUCAACGAGCUCAGCGGCGAUGACAACCACAACGACGACGACGACGACAACGGCGAUGACGACCCCGGCAUUACAGGUUGAUGAAUGGUACCAAGGUUUCACCCUACCGCGCGCACAAAAUGCUCUAUCCCUUGGAGCCUUCGAAUUUCCAGAUCGACCGCUCUCUUUCUAUCUGGAAGGGACGAUGGCUUCUAACGAUCGGGAGCGUUCUCUACUUUACCACUUUGUUGACAACGUUCUUCGACUGGUCUUUCCAAUUCUCGACCUGCACAAACAAGGACCGUCGCGGGCCCGCCAGAUUCUGCACUCACUUGAAACAAACAAGUCAUAUUACCACGGAUGUCUCAGUGUAGCUGCGAUUCACCUCCGAACUGUCAAAAAACAACGCGGUGAGCGUGUCAAAAGGGAUAUCAUGAACCACCGGUAUGCGGCGAUUUCAGACCUCAACAAAGCCCUGUACGCAGACCACAGCCACGACACGAUUCUAGAUGCCACCCUAGCACAGAUCUUUUUCCACUGCUUCGUGGGAUCACCCGAAGUCGACGCCCUUCCGGAUAUCGAAUGGUACGAGCAUUUCGAAGCCGUCACACACCUCGUCAACAAGCUAGGUGUCAUGGAAGCAACCCCAUUCUCGCCGCCUCCCUUCAGUAUGUCUCUCAGCUCAUGGAUUGAUAUCUUCGGCGCCACAAUGCGCGGGAAAUCUCCGCAGUUCGCGAAUUCGUACCGUAACAAACACAUAAACGGCAUUUCAUCCGGUUUACGUGAAUUGAUGGGCUGCGAAGACCGAAUCAUGUACCUGAUUUCCGAGAUUGCUUGCCUCGACUCCCUCAAGGAAGAAGGGCGCAUCAACGAUUACACAAUCUGCCAUCAUGUCUCCGCGCUCACAGCCCAGCUCGACCACGCUGAGCAAACAGUCGUCAACCCCACCCCCGAAAAUCCAAUGUCCGCCACGGGUAUCAUCGUAGGCGACAUACUCACGAAGAACAUGACCGCAAUUUUCCGCGCUGCAGCCCGUAUCUACCUCAACAGUCUCAUGCCAGGCUUCCACCCAGAGCAGCAAAACAUCACAGACCUGGUCGAGACGGUAACAGGACUUCUGCAGUACAUCCCUUCAGGGCCCUUCGGAUUCGACCGCUCGCUCGUCUGGCCGUUCUUAAUAACCGGGGCAUUUUCGACACCGACGAGUAACUUCCGCAUAGUCCUGGAGCAGCGAAUUGCCGCCCUGGGCGACUGCAGUGAUUUCGGCAAUCUCGGGCGCAUGUACUCUGUGCUGGAAGAGACGUGGAAGCUCUCUGAUGAAACUACUGAACCGGUUUACGCCGAACCGACUGCCGAUUUGUUGUUUGCCCCUUCCUCAUCUUCAACCUUUGGGUUCGACCCGAAUGUUGCCAUGUCCUCACCUUCCAUGCUUGUCGGGACGACGCAGCGAGUCAAGAAACAGCCCUUUCAUUGGCGAGAUGUCAUGAGGGUCCGGGAAUGGCACUAUCUACUCUUGUAG